This is a messenger RNA of Lactuca sativa (garden lettuce), 462 nucleotides long. RefSeq lists its product as uncharacterized. The record is from RefSeq and is a predicted model, not a curated record. Lineage: Eukaryota; Viridiplantae; Streptophyta; Magnoliopsida; Asterales; Asteraceae.
AUGGCAAUGGCAGAAAAGAGGCCUAGAAUUAAUUGGAAACAAAUAGAAGGUGUUGAAAAAACAUUCCUUGAAGCUUGUAUUCAUGAAAUUACAACUUACAGACGUGAAGGGAGUAGUUUGAAAGCAAGCUCAUGGAAGAAUGUAGCUGAAAGAUUGAAAACAGAAUACAAUUUUGUAGUUGAUCAAAAGCAGAUGAAAAACAGAUACGACUACCUAAAAGCAAAGUUUGGUGCUUGGUUGAAAUUAAAAAACAAAAUAGGCAACUUGAACAAAAUGGUAGAAACAUUGAGAACUUCUCCACUAGUGUACCCUGAUCUUUGUGUUCAGUUGUUCGAUGGGUCGGCUGCGACUGGCAUUCAUGGAUGGGGGGCAUCUUCUACACUUCCUCACCCUUCUCAUGACUCUCCGGACAUUAAUUUAAGUGACUUUGAUGGUAUCAAUGUUAUUUAUGGAUAUCGAUGA